Anopheles coustani is the source of this 1605-nucleotide messenger RNA. RefSeq names its product GATA-binding factor A-like. Bases 1 to 1605 code for a protein of 534 amino acids. The record is from RefSeq and is a predicted model, not a curated record. The transcript has 5 exons. Gene Ontology annotation, biological process: cell fate commitment; positive regulation of transcription by RNA polymerase II; negative regulation of transcription by RNA polymerase II. NCBI's taxonomy places the organism in Eukaryota, Metazoa, Arthropoda, Insecta, Diptera, Culicidae. Gene Ontology annotation, molecular function: DNA-binding transcription factor activity, RNA polymerase II-specific; RNA polymerase II cis-regulatory region sequence-specific DNA binding; zinc ion binding.
AUGUUUCACACGUCUGCCGCCUACUCCGACAUGACGGCAGCGGUGAUGGCCACGGGGAACUCCGGCUCCUAUCAUCAAUCGGCGGCGGCAGCGGCAGCGGCGGCGGCCGCCAACACCCCCGUCUACGUCCCGUCCAGCCGUGCCCUGCCCCACUCCCAGUACGGCGCACAUUCGGCGAACUUUUCCACCCAGAAUGGCUGGCCAACGGACGGUUUCGGGUCGACGCACACGCAACUACCGCCGCAGUUCUACGCGCAAAACGUCAUGAUGGGCUCGUGGCGCGCCUACGACCCGACCGGAUUCCAGCGCACCUCGCCAUAUGACAGCGCCAUGGAAUUCCAAUUCGGCGAGGGAAGAGAAUGUGUGAAUUGUGGGGCCAUUUCAACACCGCUCUGGCGUCGGGACGGCACCGGUCACUAUCUCUGCAAUGCAUGCGGGCUCUAUCACAAGAUGAACGGUAUGAACCGUCCAUUGAUAAAGCCCAGCAAGAGACUGGUGAGUCAGACCGCCACCCGUCGGCUAGGACUGUGCUGCACGAACUGCGGGACGCGCACGACCACGCUCUGGCGGCGGAACAACGACGGCGAGCCGGUAUGCAACGCGUGCGGACUGUACUUCAAGCUGCACGGCGUCAAUCGACCGUUGGCGAUGCGGAAGGACGGCAUUCAGACGCGCAAACGGAAGCCGAAGAAGGCCGGCGGCGGUUCGGGAUCCUCGGCGGAUGUGAUGGCGUUGGUGGGUGGUGGUGGUGGCGCCGGCAAGAAGGACGACGGACUCGGUGGUGAGGGCCUUCUGCACACGGAUCGGAAUGGGAACUCGAAGAAUCUUUCCGGCAGUCCCAAGUCCCAGAACCUCACGUCCCCACCGAUUCGCUCGCUGCACAUCUCCCCGCACCAUGCACAAUCGUACAACCUGCCAACGUCGCUCGGUGGAGCACAUCACGGUGGCGGUGGAUCUCUUGGGUCACUCGUCGGCAAGUACGACCUCUCGAUGACACCGGGCAGUCUAUCCGGCGUGAUUCCUGCGUCUUCGGCCUCUUCCCACCAGCAGCACGCUGGUCUCAACUCGUCCCACAUCUACACCACGUCCCAGCACCAUCCAGCCAACAGCAACUCCUCGUCGGCCAACAACAACAACAACAACAACAACAACAGCUACGCCAACCACCCGAACGCCGGAACGAACUCCUCGGCCGGAGGGUCCACCGGCAACCUGGGUGGCCAGCUCGGCGCCAACACUCCCGGGGCACCUUUCGGGCAGAUCAAGUCCGAGUCGAACCCGCAGCUCGGUCCCUCGACGACACCGACCUCGUCCAUCGCGCCGUCCAGCAACGGCUACGGCGACUACAUGAACAACUGCCUGCAGAGUGGCUAUUUCGGAGGUGGCUUCGGGACACUGCACUCUCACCACAGUCCACACCACGUGUCGGCCGGUGGAGUCGGUGGUUCGGCGGUGAACGGAGCCAGCGCCCUGGCACACUCGCAUCACGCCCAUCCGCACCACCACCACCAUCACCAUCACCACCAUCCGACGGCGGCCGAUCUGGCCGGCUAUCACCAUCAGCACAACGUCAUACAGGCCGCCAAGCUGAUGGCGUCCUCCUAG